This is a messenger RNA of Erigeron canadensis, 2305 nucleotides long. Its product is annotated as probable galacturonosyltransferase 7. The transcript is spliced from 8 exons. Gene Ontology annotation, molecular function: polygalacturonate 4-alpha-galacturonosyltransferase activity. Lineage: Eukaryota; Viridiplantae; Streptophyta; Magnoliopsida; Asterales; Asteraceae. Bases 24 to 1829 code for a protein of 601 amino acids. The record is from RefSeq and is a predicted model, not a curated record.
GGAGAUAAUACACACUCAUCAUCAUGAAGGGUGGUACAAUCUAUACAUACAACAAUACAACCACCACUAUGCCGCCGGGAAAGAAAAGAUGGAGUUGGCUUGUAAUCGCAGUUUUAGGCCUUGUUUUACUCUCAAUGCUUGUUCCUCUUGCUUUCUUACUCGGUCUUCAUAACGGAUUUCACUCAGGGUAUGCUACUGAGCGAAGGAGUUCUGCUUCAUCAAGAAAUGAUGCUACUUUAGAUGAUUCACCGUCAGUUAAAGGAGGGCUAUCAUCACGUGUAGAUGGACUUUUGAAAAAUCUCGGACCGACUCUUCCAAAGGGUUUUGUAAGGGAUUCUGUCAAGGAAGCUGAAAACAAAACUACUGGUUUUGUUGUGCCUAAACCAGUAAUAAAGCCACCCCCUAGUUCCCCACCUGAAGACUUUAAAGCUCUUCAAGUCAUUGUUGAGAGUGAUAAAAUGUGUGAAUUAAAAUUUGGAAGCUAUUGCUUAUGGCGUCGACAACAUAGGGAAAAAAUGAAAGAUUAUUUAGUGAGAAAAAUGAAAGACCAGCUUUACGUGGCUCGGGCAUACUAUCCCAGUAUUGCAAAGGUUCCCCACCUUGACCAAUUUACGCAAGAAAUGAAGCAAAAUAUACAAGAAUUUGAGCGAAUCCUCAGCGAAAGUUCCUCCGAUCCAGAUCUUCCUCCCCAGGUCGAGAAGAAGUUGCAAAAGAUGGAAGCUACAAUUGCCAAAGCAAAAUUAGCUAUAGUUGAGUGUAACAAUGUUGACAAAAAAUUAAGACAGUUGGUUGAUCUUACAGAAGAUGAAGCCAACUUCCAUAUGAAGCAGAGUGCUUUUCUUUACCAACUUGCAGUCCAAACUACCCCAAAGAGUCUCCAUUGCCUGUCAAUGCGACUAACUGUCGAGUAUUUUAAAGCUACUCCUAUUGAUGCUGAUCAGUCAGAGAGUUUUUUGAAUCCGAACCUGCAUCACUAUGUUAUGUUUUCCAGCAACGUUCUUGCGUCUUCUGUAGUAAUCAAUUCGACUGUAAUGAAUGCAAGAGCCAGUAGGAAGCAGGUGUUUCAUGUAUUGACAGAUAAGCAGAGUUUCUUUUCCAUGAAAAUGUGGUUCUAUACCAAUUCUUACAAAGAUGCGACAGUUCAAGUGUUGAACAUUGAAGAUCUCAACAUAGAAGGCCAUCUGUUUUCUCAUUUGUCAAUGCCCCAAGAAUUACGUGUCUCUUUUCUAUCUGCUUCUGAAAGUAGAACUGAAUACAUCUCAGUGUUUUCUCAUUGGCACUAUGCACUUCCUAUGAUAUUCCCAACGUUGAAGAAAAUUGUUGUUCUUGAUGAUGACAUUGUUGUCCAGCGUGAUUUGUCAGAGUUGUGGAGUCUUGACAUGAAUGGGAAAGUUAUUGGUGCGUUGCAGUUGUGCACUGUGAGAUUGGGUGCACUUAAAGGUUAUAUGGGGAAGGAAAAUUAUGAUGCAAAUUCUUGUACAUGGAUGUCAGGGUUGAACAUAAUCGAUUUGGUUCGGUGGAAGGACCGAGACGUCACUAGAAAGUAUCAAAGCUUGGUGCAACAGAAACCGAGCGAAGCAACUACAAUACGAGCAGCAAUGCUCACAUUUCAAGGGUUACUUGUUGCUCUUGAUAACACGUGGGUGUUGUCUGGAUUGGGUCAUAAUUAUGGUAUUAGUAAAGAAGCUAUUAACAAAGCAGCUGUAUUACACUUCAAUGGCAACAUGAAACCCUGGCUUGAACUCGGCAUUUCACCGUAUAAAGUUCAUUGGAGAAAGUAUCUGAACCUUGAUAAUCAUUUUUUGACUGAUUGCAAUGUGAAUCCGUAAUUACUAAAAUAUGAUGUUUACAUUUCUUAAAAUGGAAGAGCAAAGUUUUUCUGGACUUGGUUUCCAGAGGGCAAGGAUCUGCAAAUGAUGAAUCUGCGUGUAUUUCUAGUAAUUUGGACUACAAUUGGUCCAAUUUCUUCAUCUGUUCAUGAUCAAGAGAUUGCAGUUGGGGUUGAAAAAAACGAAGAACUGCUUUCUACCUUUUUUUUGUUUGGUGUAAAAGUAGGUAGGCAAGUGAUUACCCUGCAUUCUUUACUUGUUUCGUUUUUCACGAUUGUUAUAGUAUUUAUUUCGCUAGAGUCUGUGUGUAUUCAUAUGUUAUUAGGGAUAUGGUGAUCAAAGGAUAGCAAAUAAUUCAGUUACUUUAGAAGAUGUAAGUUUUUCACCUUCAAGGGCUUUUAGUUAUUAUUGGUAAAGUUCAUUGUUGUAAUACACCAGGCAUAAGGUACUUAGAAACUGGAAAUUUUGGUUCAGAA